Messenger RNA from Botrytis cinerea B05.10, 1063 nucleotides. RefSeq lists its product as hypothetical. The coding region runs from base 418 to 813 and encodes 131 amino acids. The record is from RefSeq and is a predicted model, not a curated record. Lineage: Eukaryota; Fungi; Ascomycota; Leotiomycetes; Helotiales; Sclerotiniaceae. The transcript has a single exon.
GGCAUCACCUCCAGCAAUCGACAUACUCGCCUUAUGAAGUUUGCUUUUGAAAUAUGGAAAAUGGUCCAAUGUUAAUAUGGAAGAUUAUGGAUGUGGGAAAUAGAGUGAGAAAAUGGCAGACCUUGUCAGUCUCUAUUUCAAUAUGAGAUGAAGCAGAAACGUGGGCAUAUACUUACUUUUUCCGCCCCCUCUCAUAUCCCAGAUGUAUAUAAUCUCGCAAUAAUCCGAUUUCUAACAUCCGCUUUCUGUUCAUCGGAUCACUCACACUCUUUUCCAAUCACUCGCUACUCUAACAAACAUCCAACUUCGACGUUCAAUAUACACUUCAUAUACAAUAUCCCAAUCUCAACUUUCAACGCACCACUCAUCGAUCAACUUUCUCGCUAUAGGCCACUCUUGAGAAUUCAGCAAAGCAAAAUGCAUUUCCAUAUUUCCUUCCUAAUCGCAGCCCUCCCUCUCAUCUCAGGCGCGCCCACCAAUACUCAGAGGCGCCAACUCGACACUCUUCUCGGCUUGGGUACAUCCAGCAGCCCACUCGCAUCCGCAUCCGACUUAUCGGGUCUCGGUUCUCUUCUUGGAGGUAGUACCGGAACGGACACAACUUCAGGACUUGGUUCCUUGGAGAGUGGUCUCUCGUCUUUGGGUUCUUUGGGCAGUGGAACGGGUACCUCAUCAGGACUUGCUUCGUUGGAAAGUGAAAUUUCAUCGUUGAUGGGUGGAACUGGUACACUUACUGGUGCGAGCGCUUCUUCAAGCGAGGACGCAUUGAGCUCUUUGUUGAGCGGAUUGGCACGAAAGGAGAAGAAAGUCUAGUUUUGGUGUAAGGUAUUUCAUCAUAGACUUUGGGAUGAGACAUUUUGGGGUCUGAGAAACCUUGGUGAUGAUGAUGUGGCUGGAAUCUUUCUAUGUUGUGUUGGCUUUUCAAACUUCUGGUCAAAAACCGUACCAAAUUGCAGUCUUUAAAGCAAGAAUGACAGAACUUUUGACCAAAUACUGCCGUGAGCACUUGACUCAAGCUCUCUUUUUUUUUUCUGUGACCACAAUAUGUCACUGCUCGCUGGCA